UAUUCCAGAACGUUGCUGUGGUAGCGACGGGCGCCAUGUUCGGGGAGAUGGGAAGCGUUUAGGCGGUUGGAGCGGUUCUUUGUUGUUGUCGGGUCCCCAUUUCCCGCUCAUGCUUCGUGGCUGCGGCCUGUGACUGGCGGACCGGGGGCACAAUGCCUCUUCCACAUGGGAACCUCGGAUCACAGCAGCCACAGAAAAAUUUUGGUAUUACCUCGCCGAUUAGUUUAGCAUCACCUAAGGAAGCCGACUGCACCCUCAAUCAGAAACUCAUUGAGACGUUAAAGCCUUUUGGCGUUUUCGAGGAAGAAGAGGAGCUGCAGCGUAGAAUUUCCAUUCUUGGAAAAUUGAACAACCUGGUAAAAGAAUGGAUACGAGAGAUCAGCGAGAUCAAAAAUCUACCACAAUCUGUGAUUGAGAACGUUGGUGGAAAGAUUUUUACUUUUGGAUCUUACCGACUGGGAGUUCACACGAAAGGUGCUGACAUUGAUGCCCUGUGCGUUGCUCCAAGACAUGUUGAUAGAAGUGACUUUUUUUCUUCCUUCUAUGAAAAACUGAAACAACAGGAUGAAGUCAAAGACUUGCGGGCCGUGGAGGAAGCGUUUGUACCCGUUAUCAAACUGUGCUUUGAUGGAAUCGAGAUUGAUAUUUUAUUUGCGAGACUUGCGCUUCAAACUAUUCCUGAGGACUUGGACCUCCGUGAUGAUAGUCUACUGAAAAACUUGGACAUAAGAUGCAUACGAAGUCUUAAUGGUUGCCGUGUUACCGAUGAAAUUCUCCAUCUAGUGCCGAACAUUGACAACUUCAGGUUAACUCUAAGAGCAAUCAAAAUGUGGGCCAAGCGCCACAACAUAUAUUCUAACAUACUAGGCUUCCUUGGAGGAGUUUCAUGGGCUAUGCUAGUGGCCAGAACCUGCCAGCUGUAUCCUAAUGCUAUAGCAGCGACCCUCGUGCAUAAGUUUUUCUUAGUAUUUUGUAAAUGGGAAUGGCCUAAUCCUGUCCUGUUAAAGCAACCCGAGGAAUGCAAUCUUAACUUGCCAGUAUGGGACCCAAGGAUAAAUCCCGCUGAUAGGUUCCACUAUAUGCCUAUUAUUACGCCAGCCUACCCUCAGCAGAAUUCUACCUACAACGUGUCUGCUUCUACACGAAUGGUUAUAAUCGAGGAGUUUAGGAAAGGUCUCGCUAUAACAGAUGAAAUCAUGAUCGGUAGGGCAGAUUGGUCCAAACUUUUUGACGCACCAAACUUCUUUCAGAAGUACAAGCAUUAUAUAGUCCUUCUCGCAAGUGCUCCAACAGAAAAGCAACAUCUUGAAUGGAUAGGUUUGGUGGAAUCAAAGAUCCGCAUCCUCGUUGGAAGCCUGGAGAAGAACGAGUUCAUCACUAUGGCUCAUGUGAACCCUCAAUCAUUCCCCGCACCUUCUGAGAACCAAAUGACGGAAGAAUUUCGGACAAUGUGGGUCAUCGGAUUAGUUUUCAAAAAGAUGGAAAAUUCCGAAAACCUCAGCGUUGAUCUUACGUGUGAUAUUCAGUCUUUCACUGAUACAGUUUACAGACAGGCAAUGAACAGCAAGAUGUUUGAAAAGGACAUGAAGAUAGCAGCGAUGCACGUCAAGAAGAAGCAACUCCACCAGCUUCUUCCUCAUCAUGUUCUUCCUAAAAAGAAAAAGCAUUCAGUGGAAAACGUGAAGCUGGUAUCUAUGAAUGAUAGCCUUGAUUUAUCAAUGGACAGUGACAACAGCAUGUCUGUGCCUUCUCCAACCAAUGCAAGCAAGACCUGUCAAUUGAAUACUUCUGGCUUAUCUCAAGGCUCAGUAACUCCAGUGUCCGUUUCUCUGACCAACACAAUGGCUGCUGAUGUCACUGCGCCCCCCAGCAAGGCCACGGAGAACUCAGGGGGUGGUUUUGAUGGAAGCAUUCCGGAAACCGCAGGGCACCCUGUCAUUUCCACACCAAAGCCCGUGAUAUCCAGGGUGGUCUCCAGCACUCGCCUGGUGAACCAAGUCCCGAAGCCUCUGACGCAAGCGGUUCCAAAACUGAGUCCUAUAGCGAGUGUGAAGCGGACGGGAUCUCCCAUAAAAGAUGUCAGCCCCAAAAAAAUCAAGACAGACGAGGGUGAAAAUACUGACAUGGACGAGAAUGAAAAAAUGGAGGUAGACGUCGUAAAGGAUGAAGAAAGCGAGGGAAAGUCUGCAUCUCCCGUCCCGAGUGCGUCACCACCUGCUCAGUAUGGGGACCCAUGGGAGACAUUUGCUAAUUCUUUCAAUCAGCAAUCACCCAGCACUGACCUGUCAGAUAUUCCUGUUCUGCCCGCUAAUCCUAUUCCUGUUAUCAAGAAUUCAAUUAAGCUGCGACUGAACCGGUGAACAAAUAUCCCCCCGCGUUUCCGCCUCAGGGUCCACAAACAAUCGCCGCCAGUCGUGUUCUCCGCUGCGCUGCCAGAGCCCCGAAGAUCUAUGAAUUCAAUGCGUUUUGGGUUCUUUCUGGGCCCCGACCAUCUCUCUGGCAGGUCCGGGUCGGUAUGAAGCACUACGCUAACCAUACGAAAGGACCCAUCGCUAUACCGGAAACCGGAUGAAACAACUGUAUUUAUAUAUCUGUACUGAGCAUCCGGGCCGAAAAUGAUUAAUGUAAAUUUUUUUUGCAAAUUGUACAAUAUAUCUUGCCUAAAAACCUUUCUUUCAGCUGUUGCACUUUUAUGUUUCUUUUAAUUGUAGUAACAGAUUUUAGACGUUUUUUUUUAUCAUUAUUUUAGUUCUUGGUUUCAUUCAGCUGCUACAAGUGUUGGCAUGUUGGAUCGCAACACUGGAAGUAUGUUGGGGGGGUUUUGGGGUUUUUUUUGUUUAGUUUUUUUUUUAUAUGUAUGUGGGCAAAUUGGGAGUCAGAUCAUGGAGAUGGUGGAUUUUCGCCCCAAUCAAGACAUCAAGAGUUCACCCAUGAAACCCCAAAAUGCGUUUGGGUUUAGUUUUGUGCUCUAUAUGUUCUCGCGCCCAGAAAAUCUUUUUGGCUAGGGUACUAUUCAGGUUUUAUCGAAUGUAAAGGCCGAUGACAAUAAGGUUAGAUCUAGACCGGUGGCCAGAGUCAUUCAUUCUGUGCUUUCCUUUACACAUUCAUUCACACAUUUUUUUUUCUUUUUUACUAAAGAGUAGAGAUUUGUAAUCCAUUUACCAAACUUUUGAGAAUGAGCAAGGCUGCCGUUUGAAUGUGCCUCGGUCACGCCAGCCCCCGCUAUAAAAACUACAGCUGUGUAUCAAGGGGUAUUUGAACAAAAAAAAUAA
Molecule: messenger RNA, 3272 nt
Organism: Spea bombifrons (plains spadefoot toad)
Lineage: Eukaryota; Metazoa; Chordata; Amphibia; Anura; Pelobatidae
Gene: PAPOLA
Product: poly(A) polymerase alpha
Exons: 23
Coding region: 153-2360 (735 amino acids)
Cellular component (GO): nucleus
Molecular function (GO): RNA binding; poly(A) RNA polymerase activity
Source: RefSeq, a predicted model, not a curated record